CAGCAGCAACCGCAGCAGGCAGUGCGGUUUAAUAAGUAAUAGUGACUACGACAUGGGCGCGUUGCGGACGCUCGUGGUGUUGCUGGUAUUGCCAAUGCUGGUGGCGUCCGCGCAACUUGUCAUUGUUGAGCGGAUUCGGCUGCCAUUCGAGAAGGAGCAUUCGUUCUCCGUCAAUAGCAGCAUCGAGUACAUCUUCGACUUCGUGCCGAAAGACGACGAGGGCGCGUGGCCGACGCGGCUGUGGGUGCGCAGCUCGGGCGGCGAGCCGGCGCAGCCGCUCCUGCUCACGGCCCGCCAGCGCAGCGGCGCCCUCACCUGGCAGCUGCCGUACCUCUCCGCGAGCGGACGGUACACGUUCUACGAGCUCACGCGCACGCUGUGCUACGACGCCUACGCCGUCAAUGCCGUUGAUUCGCCCGACUGCGCAGAUGAUAGCGCACUCGCAGUGCGUGGCGCGUUCUCCCUACACGUGUCGUCGGCUUGUCGCUCGAGCGUGCGUCUAGACAUGCGCGCGACGCCGCUGCGCGACUGGCGGCUGCCCUUCCAGAGCGAUCAUCGCUUCGCCGUCGACCAGACAUCCCCUCGCGCGUACCUGUACGAGUUCUUGGAGGGCCAGGACCACGUGCGGCUGGUGAUCGCAUCGGACGACGACACUUGCGCCACCGUGUCUGUGCAAAACAAUUCGUGCCCGGUGGGCGAGUCACCGACGGAGGCGACGCGCCGCGGCUUGCGCAUGUCCGUGAUGCGCUCAGGCGCAGUGCAACUCGCGCGCAGCAAAUUCCCGCGAGGCUUCUUCGUUGUUGCACUGGUCGAAGAGACUAACGAAGCGUGCACCGGCGAGACUGGGUCUGAGCCUGAGCCUCAGUGGCUGUGGGAGACGACGUUCACCGAGGCCGAGGACGCCUCCACGCGUCUCGGCCUGCGGUCGCACCGGAAAAAUUUCAAUGUUACUGUUACGGCGGCGCUGACGCGCGCGCAGUACACAGUGGCAUGUGUGGUGACCCUCGCGGUGUUCCUGGUGUUCUACGUGGCCUUCUUAGCGCUUGUGUUGGCGCAGCGAUUCUCGUUCUGUAAGCCGCUCGUCGCACCUAAGGCCGUCCUCGCCGAUACUACGAGCGUGAAUGGCGUGGAGACGGGGACUGACGCUGAGGCCGCCACCGGUACCGACAGUCUCGAGCGCCGCCGCCGUCGCCGCGAUUCCAACACCACGAUCGACAGCUGCGAUGACAGUAAUUCUGACGAAGAACCUCCAGCGGUGUCGACCGACGCGAGUGCUGCGGGCCGCUCCGCCGAUAGCGACGGCGACCGCGAACAGCAGAUGGCAGAGGCGUCGCCGACGCCGUUCGGAUUGCCAGCGAAGCUUAACGUGGCGGCGCUGGCGCGGCGGCGCACGCGCACUCUCAUCGCGCGUUCCGACCGCUACCUGUCCACGCUGUGCACCGUCGCUGUUUUCUAUGCGCUACCCGUGGUGCAACUCGUCAUCACUUUCCAGAUUAUCCUGAACGUGUCGGGGUCACUGGAUCUGUGCUACUACAACUUCUUGUGCGCCAACCCUGCGGGCGGGCUCUCCGACUUCAACCACGUGUUCUCCAACCUCGGCUAUCUGCUGCUGGGCAUGCUGUUCGUGAUCCAAGUACGCCGGCGUCGUUCUCGACGCAGACGCCGGCCGCGACACGAGGAAUACGGUAUUCCCGAGCACUACGGGAUGCUGGAAUCGCUGGGCGUAGGCAUCAUGGUAGUCGGAGUGCUCUCCGCCAGUUAUCACGUGUGCCCCAACCGGCUCAACAUACAAUUUGACAUGGCGUUCAUGUAUGUCCUGAUGGUGUUGGGCAUGGUGACGAUCUACCAGUCGCGUCACCCUGACAUCAACGUGCGCGCGCACGCCACCUUCGGCGUGCUGGCCGUGCUCAUCGCGUUGGUGACCUGGGGUUUGCUCGGCGGCGGCGCCAUCUUCUGGGCCUUGUUCACGGUGUUGCACAUAUUCACGAUCCUAGUACUGUCGCUGCACAUCUACUACGUGGGGCAGUUCACAUUCAACAAGCGCGGCCUGACGGAGGCGACGCGUAGUUUGCGCGAACUGCCGUCCGGUGGGAGGCCACUGUACGUUGCGCGGCUGGCGCUGUUGCUAAUCGCCAACGUCGUUAAUUGGUAUUUCGCCGUGAACGGCAUGGUAACGAUGCCGACCAACUUCACGGGACACGUGCUGUACGUGCUGCUAUGCAACACUUUCAUGUACAUGGUGUUCUACCUCAUCAUGAAGCUGCUGAACGGCGAGCGCCCACGCUGGUACGUGUGGCUGUUUCUUGGCAGUGCGGUGGCGACGUGGAUUCCCGCCCUAUACUUCUUCAGGUAUGGCAGCACCAGCUGGAAGGCGACGGCCGCCUCCUCGCGCAACCGCAACCACGAGUGCAAAGUGCUGAGCUUCUACGACGCACAUGACCUUUGGCACUUUCUGUCCGCCAUGGCGCUCUAUUUUUCCUUCAACGCCCUGCUCACAUUUGAUGACGGGCUGUCCGCCAUCAAACGGACGGACAUAGCAGUCUUUUAAUUUUUUUAAAUUUUUGUUUAUGACACAACAACAGCAGACACAAACAAUAUAGAAAAAAACACUUAAAAAUAUUACAGUGCCUACCGUAUUAUUUUUUAAGUUUUUAAUACAGAUACCUAU
Hyposmocoma kahamanoa is the source of this 2668-nucleotide messenger RNA. Its product is annotated as SID1 transmembrane family member 1-like. Bases 53 to 2548 code for a protein of 831 amino acids. The record is from RefSeq and is a predicted model, not a curated record. Gene Ontology annotation, cellular component: membrane. Lineage: Eukaryota; Metazoa; Arthropoda; Insecta; Lepidoptera; Cosmopterigidae. The transcript is spliced from 15 exons.